Molecule: messenger RNA, 2646 nt
Organism: Manis pentadactyla (Chinese pangolin)
Lineage: Eukaryota; Metazoa; Chordata; Mammalia; Pholidota; Manidae
Gene: FHL1
Product: four and a half LIM domains 1
Exons: 8
Coding region: 232-1203 (323 amino acids)
Biological process (GO): muscle organ development
Molecular function (GO): transmembrane transporter binding
Source: RefSeq, a predicted model, not a curated record
CUGCGCUCCUCCCGCGCCCUACAUCCAUCGCCCGUCCCGGGGGGCUCAGUCCACCGCCGCCGCCGCCGCGCCUCGGCUUCCGUGCAGGCAGCGGCCGCCGCCGGGACAGCUGCGCGGGCGAGCAUCCCCAGGCAGCACGCUGGAAGUUGUCAGCUGUACCCAGCCCUUGCCGAAUACAUCCCAUUCUCCACAUACCCAGAGUGAGGUCCUUCCAGCUACAAGGUGGGCACCAUGACUGAGAAGUUUGACUGCCACUACUGCAGGGACAACCUGCAGGGAAAGAAGUAUGUGCAGAAGGACGGCCACCACUGCUGCCUGAAAUGCUUUGACAAGUUCUGUGCCAACACCUGUGUGGAAUGCCGCAAGCCCAUCAGCGCGGACUCCAAGGAGGUGCACUAUAAGAACCGUUACUGGCAUGACACCUGCUUCCGCUGUGCCAAGUGCUUCCACCCCUUGGCCAAUGAGACCUUUGUGGCCAAGGACAACAAGAUCCUGUGCAACAAGUGCACCACUCGGGAGGAUUCCCCCAAGUGCAAGGGGUGCCUGAAGCCAAUUGUGGCAGGAGAUCAAAAUGUGGAGUACAAGAAGACCGUCUGGCACAAAGACUGCUUCACCUGCAGCAACUGCAAGCAAGUCAUCGGGACCGGAAGCUUCUUCCCUAAAGGGGAGGACUUCUACUGCGUGACUUGCCACGAGACCAAAUUUGCCAAGCAUUGUGUGAAGUGCAACAAGGCCAUCACAUCUGGAGGAAUCACUUACCAGGAUCAGCCCUGGCAUGCCGAGUGCUUUGUGUGUGUUACCUGCUCUAAGAAGCUGGCUGGGCAGCGUUUCACCGCUGUGGAGGACCAGUAUUACUGCGUGGAUUGCUACAAGAACUUUGUGGCCAAGAAGUGUGCUGGAUGCAAGAACCCCAUCACUGGGAAAAGGACUGUGUCAAGAGUGAGCCACCCAGUCUCUAAAGCUAGGAAGCCCCCAGUGUGCCACGGGAAACGCUUGCCUCUCACCCUGUUUCCCAGCGCCAACCUCCGGGGCAGGCAUCCGGGUGGAGAGAGGACUUGUCCCUCGUGGGUGGUGGUUCUUUAUAGAAAAAAUCGAAGCUUAGCCGCUCCUCGAGGCCCGGGUUUGGUAAAGGCUCCAGUGUGGUGGCCUAUGAAGGACAAUCCUGGCACGACUACUGCUUCCACUGCAAAAAAUGCUCCGUGAAUCUGGCCAACAAGCGCUUUGUUUUCCAUGCGGAGCAAGUAUAUUGCCCCGACUGUGCCAAAAAGCUGUAAAGUGACAGGGGCUCCUGUCCUGUAAAAUGGAAUUGAGUCUUGUUCUUUGUGUCCUCGCCCUCUGCCCUGCACCACCCAUAGGGAAAGAGUGGCCUUUCACCUCUUUACAGUUGCUCCUUCUCUCUUUCUCCCAUUUUACAGUAUUACUCAAAUAAGGGCACACAGUGAUCAUAUUAGGAUUUAGCAAAAAACAACUUGCGGCAAAGUUGAUUUCUUGAUAGCUGCCGUUAAAAAUUUACUCGUAGAUAGAUUGACUCUUCUGCAUGUUUAUCAUAGAGCAGAAAAGUGCUAACCAUUUAGCCGCUUAGUGAUGUAAGCAAGAAGCAUAAGUGAUAAAGCCCCCACUGAGAUGCCUCCCGUGGCUCAGCUGGGACCCACUGUGUCUGUCAUCAGGACACACAAGAGUUGCAGCGGCUGCUCCAACUCGGCUGCUCACCCUGUUUCGUGAGCAGAGAAAACUUACCGAAAUGCAUGGUUUAACUUCCUCAUCCAAGCCUGCCUUCUGUUCUGUUGUGCUUUCAAACAACUAAUAAGAAUUUCCAGAAAAUUUACAUUUGAACGUAGCUGUAAUUCUAAACUGACCUUUCCCUUGUACUAACAUUUGAUUUCCCUGUGUGGCAUGUUUUCUGAGCGUUCCUACUUUCAAGCAUGGAACAUGCAGGUGAUUUGGAAAAGUCUAGGCAGAUCUGUGAAAACAAGCCUGUUUCAGAGGAACAUGGUCACAGCGAAUCCUUCUGGAGACUUAAAAUAACUAACCCAGCUGUCCUUUCUCUUUUUUUUUAAUUAAUAGUUUUGUUUUAAUUAAUAGCAACAUGGUUUAUGGGUUUGGAGACUUGCAUGAAAAUAUUUUAGCCCCCUCAAACGUUCCUGCAGUUUUGAAAGUCAUCCUACAGAAGUAACCAUAAAACUCUAGAGGGGUAGCUAGCUGAGCAGACGCCGGGACUGUCAUUUACUCUGAUACGGCAUUUCCCCACAGUGACAAGUUGGAUCCCUUGUAACACAGUAGUUGUCUGCUCUUUGUCCCUGUGCUAAAGAGGCCUGCCAAGUCCCUUCUCUUGUGAUUCUUAGGACUGUCCCUCAAGAGCUUAGCUAGAUCUCUGGGGGAGUGGCCACUGUCCUCACAGGCAGAACCAGAUUUCCAUGUAGUGCUCACCUGAGAUGCAGGAUCACCUACUUACUGUACUCUACUGACUUUGUUCUAUGACAUAGUAUAACAAGACACUAUCAAAAGUAAAUAUGUAAUGACAGUACAUACUAACAUUCUCGUAGGAGUGGUUAGAGAAGCUAAUGCCUCAUUUCUGCAUUUUGUCAUUAUCUAUGAUCAUCUAACGUCUCAGUGUAUCCUUAUCGAAAUAAAGCGGCAUAUAAAUAA